Molecule: messenger RNA, 834 nt
Organism: Cherax quadricarinatus
Lineage: Eukaryota; Metazoa; Arthropoda; Malacostraca; Decapoda; Parastacidae
Source: RefSeq, a predicted model, not a curated record
UCCACUGUAAAAUUAUAUUUCAUUUUGCAGGGUGUGUGUUAUGUGACGAGACUCUCAGAUAUUGCUGUAGCCAGGAGGAUGAUGGCACGUCUCAGCGAGUCACAGAUCUCAACAUAUGUUGUGGUGCCAGCCCUACCACGUGCUGCCUUGCUUGAAUGGCAGACAUGGGGGUGUGUGGAAAACGACAAGUUUGAAUAUGAGGAGAAGGGUUACUCAAGAGGAAAUGUUAAUGUAAGAUUAAGACGAAGAUGGUAUCAUGACAACUCUGUGUGUGCAGUCAACACAACAGCCAGUUGUUUUUCAUCCGAAGACCUAACUUGUGAGAUACUAGAGGAAGUUAUUCAGUACACAAUAAGCAAAGCAGAAACUACAAUGCCCUUUGGGCUGACAUUAUUUUACCGUAGUGGUGGUGUGUCUCGGUCGUUACUGCAGCAAGCCAUAGUUCAGACAGUGCCGCAGGGUCUAGCAACAACAUCGCUAGUGCCAGUCUUGGCUGUGGAAGACAAUCAUACACUUUUGACUGUAACUGCAACACGCUAUUAAUUAUCCCAUGUGUUAGACCGUUAACCGUUGGUGCAUUCAAUCACGACUUUUGUAUUUUAUACUGUAACAGUUUGCAUGCAAAGGUACUAUCAUAAGUCAUUAUGCUUAAUGCAUUAUCUGCCAUUGUUAUGGUGUAAGCUUGGAACUCAAAUUGUGCAACAUAACUAAAGUAUUUGUUGUAAAACAUUAUGAUUAUAAAUAUCAAAUUUAGAACUGCUGUAAAAAUUUUAUAUAAAUAUAUAUGAAAACUGUAAUUUAAUUGUGAGGUUAUAUACAUCAAGUUGAUAAAUC